GCACAGCGCGGGGCCAGGCUGGGUCCAGCAGCGCGAUGGCAGCUCAGCGGCUGGGCAAGCGCGUGCUGAGCAAGCUGCAGUCUCCAUCGCGGGCCCGCGGGCCAGGGGGCAGUCCCGGGGGGCUGCAGAAGCGGCACGCGCGCGUCACCGUCAAGUAUGACCGGCGGGAGCUGCAGCGGCGGCUGGACGUGGAGAAGUGGAUCGACGGGCGCCUGGAGGAGCUGUACCGCGGCAUGGAGGCAGACAUGCCCGAUGAGAUCAACAUUGAUGAAUUGUUGGAGUUAGAGAGUGAAGAGGAGAGAAGCCGGAAAAUCCAGGGACUCCUGAAGUCAUGUGGGAAACCUGUCGAGGACUUCAUCCAGGAGCUGCUGGCAAAGCUUCAAGGCCUCCACAGGCAGCCCGGCCUCCGCCAGCCAAGCCCCUCCCACGACGGCAGCCUCAGCCCCCUCCAGGACCGGGCCCGGACUGCUCACCCCUGACCCUCUUGCACUCUCCCUGCCCCCCGGACGCCGCCCAGCUUGCUUGUGUAUAAGUUGUAUUUAAUGGUUCUGUAACAAUAA
Homo sapiens (human) is the source of this 560-nucleotide messenger RNA. It is a transcript of the gene PPP1R14A, whose product is annotated as protein phosphatase 1 regulatory inhibitor subunit 14A. The record is from RefSeq and is marked reviewed. The coding region runs from base 36 to 479 and encodes 147 amino acids. The transcript is spliced from 4 exons. Lineage: Eukaryota; Metazoa; Chordata; Mammalia; Primates; Hominidae. Gene Ontology annotation, cellular component: cytoplasm.